GAGGGCCUCGGCAAGCUCGGCGAGGACCUGGGCAUCGACGCGAGCAGCGACACGAAGCUCCUCGUGCUCUGCUGGCGCCUCGGCGCCGAGAAGCCGGGCUGCGUGUCCGAGGAGGAGUGGGCCAAGCUCGGCAGCGAGCCGAGCCUGCCGACCUGCGACAAGCCCGUGACCCUCGAGACGCUCAAGGCGGGCUGGUCCACGCUCGACCCGGCGUUCCUCGAGAACUCGGACUUCCGGCCGUUCUUCAAGUUCUGCUUCGAGUUCAACCGCGAGGGCACGAAGAAGUUCCUCGAGCGCGACACGGCGCUGGCCCUGCUGCCCAUCUGCAUCGAGGACCGGUCCAAGCACACGAAGACCUUCCUCGAGUUCCUCGAGACGAAGCCCGAGGACUUCAAAAUCAACCGCGACCAGUGGUGCUCCUUCCUCGACUUCUCCCUCAACGUCGGCCCGGCGCCGGACUUCCUCGGCUGGGACGCCGACGAGUCCUCCUGGCCCAUCCUCCUCGACGAGUUCGUCGAGUUC
Molecule: messenger RNA, 522 nt
Organism: Aureococcus anophagefferens
Lineage: Eukaryota; Pelagophyceae; Pelagomonadales; Pelagomonadaceae
Exons: 1
Biological process (GO): positive regulation of ubiquitin-protein transferase activity; protein neddylation
Cellular component (GO): ubiquitin ligase complex
Molecular function (GO): ubiquitin-like protein binding; cullin family protein binding; ubiquitin conjugating enzyme binding
Source: RefSeq, a predicted model, not a curated record